CGUGAGUUCAGACUCUGACCCUGGAGCUACUGCAUUUGCUCUGCUGCAGUGAUGAACUCAGCCUAGCAAAGUCUCUUUCUGGUCAUGUUAGCGGAAGUCUCAUUUCAGCCCAUCUGUUCGCACGUUGCUCGUUGGAAGGUGCUGGAGCCAAAGAUGUUAAAGAUUUGGUGCAUUUUCUUCUCCUGUGGUUGGCUGGCUACGUCUCAAAGAACAGAUGCCCCUGGGGCCAUCCUGAAGAUUGAUCUUGGAACAAUAGAUCGCGCUGUCUCCGAUGCAAUGACUGAGAGCGACAUUCUUCAGAAACUGGCAGCAGCUGCAACUAAAAAGCAGCCAGAUGUCAAACCCAUCAAGGGCAUUUCAGGGGUCAAAGUUAAAGAUUUUCAGCCCCCUGAGAUAACACUGACAUUCUUACCAGGGACUGGGCUCUUCAUGGCUGUAUUAAUUCGCAUAACCAUCACUGGGAAGAGCAUCCGUUCUGGCUCCUCUGCAGAGGCACAGAGCAUUGAUCUGAUGGAGAACCGUCUCUUCCAGAGGAGCAGCUCUCACCACUCCGGCAUUCGGCAUUGCCUGCCUCUCUCACCAGCUCAGCAUGCGUGGGCCAGUGUGGCUAUAGCGUUAGCGCUACGUCCCUAG
Messenger RNA from Mauremys reevesii (Reeves's turtle), 633 nucleotides. RefSeq names its product BPI fold-containing family B member 6-like. Bases 85 to 633 code for a protein of 182 amino acids. The record is from RefSeq and is a predicted model, not a curated record. The transcript is spliced from 4 exons. Lineage: Eukaryota; Metazoa; Chordata; Testudines; Geoemydidae.